GGGAUCUUAGUGGUAUAAUAGACAAGACUAUUGGUUCUUGGAUGGAUAGAUCCCCAACUUGACUCACAGUGAUGUGAGUGCGAUUCCCGCCCGGUGCAAAGAUCUGAAUGUCUAGAAAAAGAAACUUUGACUAUAAUGUACUAAAAUGCACCGUCUGUGUCCAAAAACUCCGGGUCCGGGAACAUAGAAAAAGUGUCCACACUGCGAGGAAGGCAUUCCUGAGCAAUCUAGGAUCAGUACAUUUUUCUAACACAAGCACGUUCCAUGCUUCUACGGGACCAUACCGCCCAUACCGCUUUCUCAUAAGGGACUGAGCUAUUUUUCCCAUGGAAAUUCUUGCUUAACAUUACUGUCCUCAUCGUCUACUGAACUAGUAAAGUUACCCGUAGUCUUGGAAGAUGGUCUUACUGGGUUACUAGUGAUCCAGAUUGGGUAACGCAAUAUAUGAACCUGCAUCUCUUCAUGAGGAAACCUACAACCCUUUGUGUACAUUGAUCAAGUGACUUCAUGUAUCACAACGCAAUGGCUGAAAUUGCUACAUCUAGUCUGGCAAGCGGUUCAAUGCCUUCACCAGUAUCAAAAGCUCGUAGUUAUACGUUCACCAAAUAUUCAGGUUACACGAUUGUGCUACAACACAAUGGAAGUGCAUGGCUAGCCCUGGUUCAUGAUAAUCGUUUUCCUGGACUAAAACGAUCCUAUUUAGCAGAUGUCAGAUUUGAAAAUGGCUAUAUAUUAGAAAAUUUUAUCACUAAACAUUCUUCUUGGCAGUCGCGUCGUAUUCAUAUUAUAGAUAAGGGUGUACCUCUUGUAUAUUUUGGUUCACUUGGUCUGAAGGGAGGUUUAUGGGUGGCUUCCCUUUUUGAAGAAUCAAGUUGCAAAUGGUUCUGUUGCUCCGGAACCGCAUGGCGUUGUGUUUGUGGCUUCAGACGAAAUAAUGUGUGUCAUUAUCACUCUUAUGAUAAAGUACACCACAUUUGUAUUAAAUGUAGGAGAGAAAAUCGAUGCCCUAAAUUCUAUAAUUGCAAGACCUGUUAUUCUACGAUUACAUGUUACGACUGUUGUGGAUGUCGCGAAAGGCAACUGAGGGAAAGCCAACAAAAGGAGAGAGAACGAAAGGAAAGGGAACGAAAGGAAAGGGAACGAAAGGAAAAGGAACGAAAGGAAAAAGAACGAAAGGAACAACAAAGACGACAGCAGGAAAGGAAGCGGAAAGAACAACUUAAACAACGGCAAGAAAAAGAACGAAAAGAGCGGCUCAGGAAAGAACAGGAAAGAAAACAACAACAAGAAAGAGAGCAGAGGCAAGCCGUUCUCUCCAAGCUAGACGAUUGUCUAAGUUCGGCUCAAAUAGACCAAGAAGAUACAUCGGUGCAAAUUACAUCGACCACAUCGAUCACUAAUGAAAGUACUACGGAUCAGGUUAAUCAAGAACAAUCAUAUGAGUUCGUUAAUAAUGAUGGCAAUAUACAAGAGGACUGUGAAGCAUUAUUAGAUCCAAUUGCAACUACCACAGACUUAACCGAUGAUCAUUCUGAUUAUAAUUCGGACAAACAAACCCCGGUAACACGUAAUAACAACGGUGGUCUUAUCGGUAACUUAAAAAGUCUUCACACUUUCCUUUUACAUCCUAUCUCUGCCUUUUCUAAACAAUCCUUACUCAAAGAAAUAUCUUCGUAUGCUAAUGAAGAUGAUCCAUCCCUGAAGUACUUUAAAAACAAGUGGUCGAAGAUUGAGGACGAAUAUGCAAUUUCAGAUCAAGAAAUAUUGCUCAAAUCUUUAAAGGAUAGAAAAGGUGUUCAUAAUCUUUCUUUACUGGAUAUCACUAAAAUUCUUGACUUGAUUUUGCAAAUGGGAGAACCUGCUUUCAAUAUUGUUUGUAAGGAACAAGACAAGUGGUUAUCGGAUUCGAAACUUGUUUGGUUAGAACCAAAACUGCUAGGUCUAACGAAGGUUUCUGUACACGAACGAAGUGCACUAGGUGCUUUUUUAUCUGAAAUGGAUUGGUGUAAAGAUAUGAUGGAACAAUUCUUAAAAUCCAUUGAAAAUACAACUACCCUUGAUCCUAUCAUUUCCUUUCUGUAUAUGGUAAGGAAAAAAGACAUUCCUGACUUUGUGGCCCUUUCCACCAUUACGAAUAAUCCACUUGAUUCUAAUGAGAUUGUUGUAGUCCAACAAUGGAUCCAUACUAUUAUCUACCAUUCUUUCCUUCAGAAGAUCAGUCAAUUGUCUCGAGACGUUGCUCAAUGCGCAGGACCAUCCUUGGCUAAAUUACUACGAUUUGGCUGUUCUGAUGAGUUUCUGGAAAAUGUCAUUACGGACAAUAUUGAUUUGAUUAAUGGCCACAAGAAUAAGUUUGUAGAAGUUCUAAAUCUCCUUUGUGAUUACCAAGUGAGAGAAGAAAUUUGUACUUCAGCUUUUUCUGUUUUGUCCCAAGUAUCCGCUGAUAAUUGGGUUGAAGAGAUUGAUCAAGUGAUUUCAUCUAAAUUAUUUGAAGAUGCGCAAGUAUAUACCCUUGAUGAAUUGAUUGAAGAAAUAAUAGAUGAUGAGACUAACAUUACCGCUGAAGAACUUUCCGAUCUCUAUGAUAACGUAUUGCAAUCAUAUAAUUCAAUUUCCCAAAUACUACAGUCAGUGAAUGAUUCAGAUACAAAUAAUUUCAAAAAUCGGCCUUUUUGCGAUUGGAACAAAGAAUGUUUAACCAUAUGGGCCAACCACGUCAAGUCCAGCUCUUCGAUUUCGCAAUCAGAACUUAUAGCGGGAGUACGUCAUGCGGUUAAACUGCAUCAUGGUUUCUUCCCAAGAGAUACGCAAAUGCUAUCUCUACUGAUCCUCCUAAAUCCUUCCCCGGGAAUGGGUCGGUUGGCUCAAAUUAACACGGGUGAAGGCAAGUCUUUGAUCGUAGCCAUGUUGGCUACUAUUCAUGCGUUACAAGGUAAAAAAGUCGAUGUGAUUACUACAUCAACUGAACUAUCUAUUCCGGAAGUGGAGAAACAAAGGCCGUUUUUUGCGUCUCUUUCCGUAACGGUAGCAGAAAAUAGCAAAAUAGAUACUAAGGAAUCAGCUUAUCAGAGUGAUGUUCUUUAUGGAACAUCUGGGGAUUUUCAAGCGGAUAUUUUGCGAACGGAGUUCUUGGGUCAAGACAUUAGAGGUGAUCGUGGAUUCAAUAUAGUUGUUGUAGAUGAAGUGGAUAGUAUGCUCUUUGAUUACCGGUCACAUAGUGUACGACUAUCCGAUGCAACUCCAGGUAUGAUCCAUCUGGAACUUUCUUUGGCAGUCAUAUGGCAACAUAUUAACCAAAUUGUUGCGCACUUUACCACCGUCGGUGAUCAAGUUUACUUCAUUGUAGAAGAUUUUGAGAGGAAUGGUAACGAAAUAAAAUUGUACUCUGGUAAGAAUUGGCAAUCCUGCGCAAUGAUCGUUGAUGAUAAACGGAAGUUUAUUAUAGAACAGACUCAGAGUCACUUGGAACAGUUGCUCAGAGAGCUCAGUCCUGAAGAAAGAGACGAAUAUCGAGCUUAUAAAUCACUUAAUAACCAGAUUGCCGACUUAGAAGAAGAAAUAUCCAAAAUCUCUUGCGAUGAGGAAAAAGAAAGUAAAACAGCCCAUUGUAAGUCAUUAUCAGAAAAGUUAAAAACGCUCCCAUGGAAAGAACGUUAUCCAGUUUUGGAUGUACCGAAUCAUUUGCGAAGUAUUGCUGUGUCUCGCAUACCUAAUUGGACAAGAAGUGCCCUUAACGCUGCUUAUGGUUACAAAAAGGGUGCCCAUUAUGCCGUACAAAACGGUCGAAUUGUGCCCAUACAGUACAACGAAACGGGCGUUUUGCAACCAAAUAUGGUAUGGAGCGAUGGCUUAACUCAAUUCUUGCAACUCAAAGAAGGAUUGAGAAUGGAUCCUGAAGGUGUUUCUACCAAUUUUAUAUCCAAUGUCAGCUUCUUUCAGCGGUACGGUUCUGCAAUUUAUGGUCUCACUGGUACAUUGGGUGAAACAUCAACCAUAAACUUCUUACACAAAGUCUAUCAUACGGAUACAAUAAUCAUACCUCCUUACCAACGUAGACCGAUAAUAGACAAUGAACAUUCCCCUUAUUUAUGUAAGGAAUUGAUACCAAUUGUACUUUCUAAUGAAACGGAAUGGACCCAAACGGUUAUCGAUAGAGCCUUAAGCCAUGCUCAACAUAAACGUGCAGUUUUGAUUAUUUGCAAGUUCAUUAACCAAGUAAAACACUUUGCAGAAAAUCUACGCAAAAAAUACGAUGAUGAAAAAAUUUUUACCUAUACCGGUGAAGAGGAAAACUUUGAAAAGAGUAAGAUAGAUUCUGGUGAGAUUAUAAUUGCUACGAAUAUUGCAGGACGUGGUACGGAUUUAAAAACAUCUGAAUCUGUUGAAUCCCAUGGAGGAAUGUACGUAGCUGUAACGUUUUUGCCAAAAAGUUUCCGGGUUGAGAUGCAAAACGUAGGUCGUACUGGGCGAUCGGGAAAAAAGGGAAUGGGACAGUUGAUCAUCUACAAUCCUGCAAAAUCUAACAUAAAAGACAUCAAAAAGGAUCGCGAUGCACACGAGUCUGCAGCUAAUGAGAAAGCCAUCCAGGAUGCUGAAAAAAUGUUACUUCAAGAUCGGUUGUUUAAAGAAUUCUGUACGCUAGAACGAAGAUAUUUGCCUGGUGUUAGUAUGAUAUCGAUGCGACAAAAAUGGGUAAAUUUGACAGAAUCUUAUGAACAAUAUAAAGCUUCAGAAUUCUCUCCCGAUAAAAUUACCAAAUAUGUUGAUGAUAUGGUGCUUAAGAGAAAGAAGACUUUAGUGAAUGAAGUACAAUGCAAAAUCGAUUCUUUAACAGAUGAAGAGAAAUCAAAACUCAUGGAAGAUGAUAAACAAAAUUACUAUAAAAAAGCUGCUAAUCAAGCAGAAUCAGAGCGUUCUAUUUUCAAGGAACAACAUAAAAAACUGGUAUUAGAUCAUUUCUUCAGAUCCCAAUCGCAUCAACCAGAAGAACUACUUUCAUGUUUGAAAGAUGGUCGAGAGUUUGAGUCUAAAUUUUCAACUUUUGCAUUAAGAUAUCAAUGGGGUUUGAGUGACCGUAGAGGUUUUGAAGAAUGUUGGGGACUUUGGCUAAAAUCGCAAAACUUUGAUGAGAAUAGAACAUCCAUGGAUGAAGCGUUAAACCGAUUUCACAAUUCAUUUGGUACACCUUCCAAAGAGCGUGCUGAAAAGGAUGAGUUAGUACAAAAUCCCUACUAUUAUGUACUAAAGGGCAAUAGAUAUCUGACAAGCGGUCGUGAUACCCUAGAUCAGGCCAUUUCCUGUUACGAUAGAGCCAUUGCUAUGGACCCUGAUUUUAGCGUUAAUGCCAGAUACAAUAAAGCAAUGACAUUGUUAUCAUUCGAAGAAAAUGAAGGACCACGACAGAGACUUGCUUAUGCAGAGUUGAAAAGAGCCAAAGAGAUUAUCGUUACCAUUGCUAAACCGGCACUAUUGUCUCUAAAUGUUUUAAUAGGUGAAAACCGGGAAAGAAUCCAUACCUCUGAGCAUAUUCAACAUCAACUAAACUUACUGAGUCAGCAAGAAAAUUACAUAAACAAGGCUUGUAAGGUCAUUGAAGAAGCUCAAUCAAAGGAGUACCACGUGAAACUAACAGCAAAUCCUAUAAUCGACACAUUUGAGCCAGAUGAGCAACAUAAGUAUAAUAAAGCUAUUGAUGAGGCCACAGUCAAUGGAUUUACCCAUCUUUUCACUAUUGCAGUCGUUAAACCCUUUCCUUGGGCUAGUAUUAUAGGGCUAGCACUUCUAAGCCUCGCCCAGAUGGUUGCAGGUUGCCUAUUAGUAGCUUGUACAGCCGGUGCUGUGGGCACAGGUCUAAUUGCCGAAGGCGUAUCUGACAUGAUCACCGUAGUGAAAUCUGCUAUUGAAGGUAGUUUUGAUUGGGCAGCUUGGGCUAUUGAAAAGGCUGUUGGUUUGGCGAUCUCAAUAAUCUCUUGUGGCAUAAAGACUCUAUCAAAAGGUCUCACGGCCGUUAAGGAUGGGAUUAAAGCUGUAACCAAUACCGCAAAAACUGUUAUAAAUAAAGUAACUACGGGUGAAAUCACAAAACAAGGUAUAAAACUAGCCGCUAAGGAGCUUGGUAAAGCUUUGGCAAAAGGUGUAAUUAAAGAGGUUGUUACAGAGGCAACCAAGUGUAUAGUCGACAAGGUAAUACUAGAAAAAAUUGAAAAACUGAUUGAAGAUCAUGUGGAAAAAGCGAUAACAAAAGCAUUAUCCAAUAAUCCAUUAGUUGUAAAAUUGCUAGAGUUAGAUGCUAAAAACGGAAACCAAGUUUGGAAGAGUCGCCUGUUAGCAGAAGGGUUAUCACUUUUGAAAGAAAGAGAGCAGAAUGAAUGCAUAGAGACAUUGAAAAAAAUCAGUAUGGGGGUAAUUGAAAACUAUAACUCGAAAGCUGCGACGGCAAUUCAAGCGGCUCAAAGAACCACCAUUAUCAUUCAACUUACGGGAUAUACGAAUCAUUUCAUUCGAGAGUUUAACAAGAAAAUACAAUCUCUUGAAACUGAAUCAAAAAAGGACGACAGUCAAGAAAAUGCAACAGAACAUUCGAAGCCUAGUACAUCUGCUAAAAGCAAUGAAGAACAUGUGUCAAACGCCCCUGAUAUCGAUCUAAAGGAAACAGAUAUUCCAAAUGAUUCCGUAAGCAAAGGUACAUCUUAUAGUUCUAAAUCGAAACCUAAAUCCAAAGAUUCAAAAACACCUGAUGUGAAGGAUGAACCUCAUAAUCUAAGAGAUUGUGCAGAAACUCAGCUUAAAAUUAUUUCCAAUAAAUUUAAAAAUAAAAUGACACAGAAUAUAAGUAAAAUCCUAAGGGAUGAAGUCGUAAGUCCUACUAUUGAAAAUGUGACGGAAAAAUUGUCCCUAGACAUGGAUAGCGUAAAGAAAAACAUGCUUGCUGGGGUGCAAGCGAUAGGAGAAGUGCAAGCUACAGUUGGUGGAUUUAUAUCGGAACAUUCAGUAUUAGGACACUUUACUGCUCAAACUCCACAGAAAAAGAAGUAUUUAUAAGCCUGGGUUUCGAGUUUAUUGGCGUUAUGCCCUAGAUACACUUACGACUUAAGCCGAGUUGCUGAUUAAUCCAUUGAGAUUGAUUCAGCAGAGAGAUUGAUUCCAUCAAUCUCUCUGCUUAAGUCGUAAGUCCAUUCAUCCGGUCGUUACAAUGCUUAAAGGCCAAACGGUUAGAGAUAGAGACUUGCAAUUUUCGGAUAUUCUUCCAUAAGUUGACCUAAGGCCCUCAUUUUCCUCCUACCUCUCGCCUAUUUUAGUGGUUACCCAGGCGGAGAGUUUGUAAAAUGUGAAAAUACUGUAGAAUCGUUCCUACACUGAGUGAGAGAAAUCCGAAAAAGUUGAUCCGAAAUCGGUGUAAAUAUUACCCUUUUCAGGUGUAUUUAGGGUUAACGUUACCCUUUUUCAUGUUAAUUUUACACUUAAAAAGGUGUAAAAUUAACAUUAAAAAAUAUUGAUAUAUUUCUACAUCUAAAAAGUGUUAAAGUUAUGAGGAAAAAAAGUUAAUCGCACCCUCUUUUUUUUCGCAGUGUAAUAACAAUUUUUCAUGGUCAUAGGUCAAAAAGGCUCUGGAAACGUAUUUCCUAAUCGAAUGGGUACAUUUAUUAGACUCAUUGGGAAGGUUUUGGAAUGUACGACAAUCCUGAACGGUUUCAAUCGGCGAUAAAUCAAGGCAAUGAUGUAGCGAUUAUAAACCGAUAACCAAUUUUUGUCCAAAAUUCAAUUGUGUUACACCCGGGCUAUUUUGAAUGAACUUUUAAGUGAUUCAAUCGGUUUAAUCGGUUCAAUAGUUUAUUAGAGAAACUGAAGCAUACCUCAGAGUAUAAAACGCUUUGCUACCCCUUUAAGCAAAAAAACUGCUAUAUUCUAUCGAUCAUUUUAAUUUGUUUGUGAAUAGAGUAUCGGUUCUGUUGGAACUUCAAAGAUAACAUAAUAAAGGUAAUACAGCAAAUGCAUUAAAUAUGUAGAAGUUAUUAUUUCAAUAAAACACAACUUUCUCUAGUGAAACAAUAAAAGAGGAAAAUGAUUUGUAUUUUUUAUCUCUUUAUCUUUAAAAAUUAUUCUUCUAAAAUGGGAACCAAUGUAAUAAGAUUUUUUAUGAUCACUUUCCCAAAUCCAUUUUUGUAAUUUAUAAAUUCUAAUAACUUUUAUAAUUAUUAGCAUUAUUUUUAAUGUUAUUACAAAAUAGAAUAGUCGAGUAAAGACUUUAAACAUUAGUAGAAAAAUGAAGGAAAAAAUUGUCUGUUUUAGUAAUACCGUAGAUAUGGAUGUCUUUGUAUUUACUCCUGCUUUUUGUAAGCUUUUCUUUAAUUCUAGCGCUUAAAAAUGGUCCAAACAAUCAUAAGGGCACUUGAAGAUAGGCUAAAGAUCAUCCUGAAGUGCUAGAGUUAAAGAAAAGCUUACGAAAAGCUUAUAUAUACGAAAAGUUUAUAUGUAUAUUACGAUUAAUAAAUCGAAAUGAUAAUAAAAUUACAAAAUGAAAAACAAA
Messenger RNA from Phlebotomus papatasi, 8527 nucleotides. RefSeq lists its product as uncharacterized. NCBI's taxonomy places the organism in Eukaryota, Metazoa, Arthropoda, Insecta, Diptera, Psychodidae. Gene Ontology annotation, molecular function: ABC-type protein transporter activity; ATP binding; protein binding. The transcript has 2 exons. The record is from RefSeq and is a predicted model, not a curated record. Gene Ontology annotation, cellular component: membrane. The coding region runs from base 508 to 7041 and encodes 2177 amino acids. Gene Ontology annotation, biological process: protein targeting; protein import.